AUGACACAUUGGAUUAAAAAAACGAGCAAUGUGGAAAAUGAAGAACGCUCCGAAGAUGGCGAUUCGUCUACUGGAGCACCUGGAACAUCAACACAGAAUAUUCAAGAAACGGGAAUUGUCACAAUGAAUGGACAACUUGCACCGAAAAUUGAUAAUCCAAUUGAUUUUAAAAAUAUCGAUCUCUCGCAGAAUUAUCGAGCAGAGCUAAGUGAAUUCGAUAAUUUUGAGGAUAUCAAUGAAGUGGGUGAUCUUUUCGAUGAAGUUGAAGAUUACUAUUCACAAAAAAUGAUGGUAGUUCCAGAAGAGUUCCAACCAUGGGAGUAAGUUCUAGUUGAAUUUUUGAAUGAUUUGUUUUCUAAUUUUUAGCAAUAAUAUCGAAACAAGUGAAUUGGAUGAACGAUUGAAGACAAAUCUUGUGAAAGGAAUGAAGUUUGGCAAAUUGAACGCGUUGCAAAUUCAUAGUAUCCCAAUGAUUCUUUCCGGCAAACCGUUAAUCGUUCAAGCGCCAACAGGAAUCGGAAAAACUGCAGCAUUUCUGAUACCUGCGAUUCAAAAAGUCAUCGAUAUCAAAACGUAAUUUUAUUAUGAAUAUUUAACGAACCUGAUUCGAUUUUUCAGUUCAAACCGGGCGAAAUAUUCAGUUCCAACUCCAUAUGUUUUAAUUCUCAAUAACACUAAACAUUUGGCUGAUCAAACAUACGAUAGAUCACUUUUGAUGGUUGGAAUGAUGCCAAAUGAUCAAUGUCGAAAUAUUGAUGAAGUCUAUAUUGAUUCGUAUACUGCGGGAAGAAAAAAUCAAAUGAAACUGAAUUGUGAUAUUGCAGUGGCCACGAUGGGUGCUCUACAAGAUAAAUUGAGCAAUAAGCAGGUGAAUACAAAGAUUUAUGAGAUUUGAAAUGAGACAAUUUUAGCGUGACCCACACUUGGCGAGAGAGUGUCCCAAAAUUUUUGUGCAGCGUGAAAAUUUUUUCAAAAAUUAAAAUUGUGCAGCGUGAAAUUUUGAAUAUUUUCAUCGAAAUCCGCUGAAAAUCAAUGAACACUUCCUUUUUUUGUGAAAAAAUGGGCAGUGAAAUGAAAAAAAAUUUGAAAAUUUUUAUUAGCUUCCCGCCCGAAUCGAAAUUUUGGUUUGGGCGGGAAUUUUUAUUUGAAAAUUUUUGUACAGUAUCCUUUUUAGACACGUCUCGUUAGGCGUGGCGUGACCUCAGUAAUCGAAAUUUGAAUUUCAUUCUGAAAUAUGAAAUAUGAAAUAUUAUUUCGGAUUUUUUGGGACUCUGUCUCACGAAAGAAUGAAUCAAAAAUACAGACACUUAGCCAUGCACCUUUAAAAUGUAUCAAAUGUUUCAAAAUACAAAUAAUUUUCAAGAUUUCUCUGUCACGUCUAAAAUUGCUGAUAAUCGAUGAAGCUGACAAAAUGACAUCAAGAGAUGCAUUUGGAUGUGAAGUAGAGACGAUUUAUGAUAAUUUGGAUGACGAAGUUAAAGAGGAUUUGCAAGUUUGUUUUUUCUCAGCUACUUAUGCCGAUGAUGAAUUGGGAAAGGAUGAUGAUUUGAUUUUAAAACUUAUAAGGUGAAUUUUCCUUUUUAUUAUUUUCCAUCAAUUAUUCAUCAAAACUAUUCAGAAAUUAUGAAGAAACAAGUAAGAUUUGGAUUCCAGCAAUGCCUGGACAUAUUACACAAAAAGUGAUUACAAUCAAUACUGGUUAUGAUUCGUUUGAUUAUAUUCAAAAAUUGAAUCAGGUCAUGAAAGCAAUUGAUUUGGAUUUGAAAAGAACUGGAUGUUCGAAAGAAGGACCUUAUGAAGAAACGAUUGGAGUAUUUGUAGAAACUUGUGGAAAAGUAAAUAUGGUUGCUUAUGCUCUUCAAGCUGCUGGCUAUAAUUUUUGGCCAGUUAGCAGUAAAAUUGACAAAGCACAACAGAGAAUCAAUGUGAACAAGUUGAAGACUAAGAAGAUUCAGGGAAUUGUCACCACAAAUAUUUUGGCCAGAGGAACUGAUAUUUCAUCCAUUAGACAUGUUAGUUUUUUAAAAUACCCUAAACAUUGAAUUGAGUUUUGACCCACGUUUUUUUAAACUAUUGAAAUUUUGAAAUGUAUCUUUUUAUGCCAUAAGAGUUCAGAACAUUUUGAUUUUUAGUCAGAACUCCACGUGGAAAAGUUUUUUCUGGAAAUUUCUCCUAGUUUUUUUUUGUGAAAAAUGAGUUUUUUCUCAAAAUUUUCGAAUUUCUCACUUUCAAAACUCAAAUAAUAGAUUAUUUAUAAUACAUAAAAACCUCUCGAUUUUUCAGAUUAUUGUGAUGGAAAUGUCAACUGAUUUCCAUACUUAUCGUCAUCGAAUCGGUCGAACUGGUCGAGCUGGACACGGAGGAAAUGCUACUGUUCUUCUCAACCCAAAUCAUUAUCGUCGUCAAGAUCAACUGGUUGUGAUCAAUUUGGUGGAGGUAACUAAAAAUCACAAUUUUUCGAAAAGUAGCUACAGGGUGCGCCAUAAAUACCCGGACAGCUAUAAUACAAUAUAUUUUUCCAAAAUAGAAAAGUUUUUUGUGUAUGGUUUUAAAAAUACUUAAUUAGGUCCCUAACGAGUAAAUUAAAAUCAAACUCUCUUAACUUGGUCAAUUCUACGAGUCGGGAGAACAUGUAGAACUUCAGGGAAAAUUUCAUCACGGCACGCAGAACAAUGAAAAAGUGGUCUCGCUAUUUUUGGAUGAAAUUAUUUUUAUUGCGAAGGCUUUAUUUGAGUUGUAAAAUGUUUGAGGGGUUGUCAGAGAGUCCCAAGAAGCCAAGAACAAAUAUAACAUUGUCCACCAUGUCUCACACCAAGUUUGGGUGGAGAUUUCAGGAACAGUCUGCUUCAUUGGGAGAAAUCAUUGAUCUCCAUUGAUUUUGGGGUCAAAAUUGGGAGCAAAGUUGAAAUAAAUGUAUUUCUGGACUAACAUAUGUACCUAAGAAUGAAAAUCAACCUCGAUAACAAACAUCAAGUGCUCCAGCCAAUCACAGUACACAAUAAAAGAUAAAAUCUCCCAAAAUCGCUGUUGAGAAACAAUUUUUUCGAUUUGAGCAACGUUUUUUAAAUUGAUGUUACUUUUGUCAGAAACGAACCCAUUGCAUAAUUCCUUUCAAAUUAGUUAUCGGAAAGGUUCUAGGUAAACCUCCAAUCAUGUAUUUAGACUAUACAGAACCUAGUUUUCAAGUAUUGGGACAAUAUGUCCGACAAAUGGCAGCGUGCCAAGAUGAAAUUUUCCCCAAAGUUCUACAAGAUUUCCCAACUCGUAGAAUCGACCAAAUUAAGAGAGAAUGAUUUUAAUUUACUCGUUAGGGGCCUAAUUAAGUAUUUUUAAAACCAUACACAAAAAACUGUUCUAUUUUGGAAAAAUAUAUUGAAUAAAUAGCUGUCCGGGUAUUUAUGGCGCACCCUGUAUUUUCUUUCAGUUUUUGCAUGAAAAUGAACAAAACAUUCCCGAGUGGAUGGCAAUAUUCUUCAACAGUUGGCAGGAGCAGAUGAAAAAUGCGUGUUAA
Molecule: messenger RNA, 3511 nt
Organism: Caenorhabditis angaria
Lineage: Eukaryota; Metazoa; Nematoda; Chromadorea; Rhabditida; Rhabditidae
Source: the annotation of a GenBank genome assembly